AUGGCGGCUAAUGUGACCCCUGUGGAUAUUAAAAAGGUGAUCUUUGCUAUGAAUAAGCAUAAGGCACCGGGGCUGGAUGGAUUUUCUGCAGGAUUCUAUCAACGGGCUUGGGCUAUAGUUCGUCAAGAUGUUUUAGAUGCGGUUCUGGAAUUUUUCCAGACAUGUAGUCUUUUGAAAAGAGUGAAUACCACUAUUAUCACCUUGGUUCCUAAAAAGAAAAAUUCAGCCACCAUGGGUGAUUACAGACCCAUUUCGUGUUGUAACAUCAUCUACAAGUGCAUAACUAAGAUCCUAGCUAAUAGGCUUCUUUCGGGCCUAGAUGAUAUUAUAAGUUCCAAUCAAGGGGCUUUUAUUCCGAAGAUGAGUAUCUCGAAAAAUAUCCUUCUUGCUCAAGAGAUGAUGAAUGAGGGUGUAUUUCUGGUUAAGUGCCUGGGAGUUCCCCUUAUUACCAAGAGAUUGAUGGCAGCAGAUUGUGAGAGCCUUGUCUUAAAGUUUACUACACGAAUUGACUCGUGGUUGGUUAAACACUUGUCUUUUGCAGGCCGGCUUCAACUUAUCAAGUCUUUUCUUUGUAGCCUUCAGGUCUAUUGGUGCAGAAUUUUAAUUCUCCUAAAGAAAGUCAUCUCUCUGUUAGAACAAAAGCUCAAUCGGUUUCUUUGGUGUGGGCAAGAUGUGAAAGCUAAGGCCAAGGUGGUUUGGGAUAAAGUUCGUUCUCCAAAGAAGGAAUGGGGUUUGGGUAUAAAGAGGUUGGAGGUUUGGAAUCAGGCAUCUAUGCUGAUUCGCAUCUGGAAUUUGUUUGCUAAAGCCGAAUGUCUAUGGGUGGCUUGGGUGGAUGAAGUUUGGUUGAAGGGGAAGAGUUUGUGGCAGAUACCUAUUCCCCAAACAUGUUCUUGGAGUUGGAGGAAAAUCUUGAAACUAAGGCCUAUUGCACGGUCUCUUCUCAGCUUCAAGGUAGGAGAUGGUAGCAAGAUAUUUCUAUGGUAUGAUACUUGGCACCUUGCUGGAUGUCUAAUAGAUAGAUAUGGGUACAGGGUUGUCUAUGAUGCAGGUUUUUCUAUUGGCCCGAAACUUUCAUCUAUCAUUAGAAAUGGAGAGUGGUACUGGAAGAGUGUUCGAUCAAAUAGUCUAGCUGAGAUUCAAAGUAGAUUGCCGAAAAUUCUUAUUGGGUCUGAAGAUAUUCCUGUCUAG
This is a messenger RNA of Alnus glutinosa, 1188 nucleotides long. RefSeq lists its product as uncharacterized. The record is from RefSeq and is a predicted model, not a curated record. Lineage: Eukaryota; Viridiplantae; Streptophyta; Magnoliopsida; Fagales; Betulaceae. The coding region runs from base 1 to 1188 and encodes 395 amino acids. The transcript is spliced from 2 exons.